AUGAAAAUUUCUAACUUUUUAAUUCCUCAAGAUUCAAGCGAUUCUUCUCCUCAUUCAAACUCUCCUGAAUCAUUCUCGCUUGAUUUAUGCUCAUUUCCAUCCUCAAGCAGCUCUCCUUCCACAACAAAGAAAAAACAUAUAGGAAGGAAAAUAAAUUCCGACACCGAAAUUCUUUCCCACUUUUAUACUUUUCGGGCUUCAUCAACAGGCCAGCCUAAAAAAGAGUAUUUACGUUGCAAACUAAUUCGCGGUCACAAGAAAGCAAAUCGACAAAUAGAAAAAAAUAUUUUAUAUAGAAAUUUUUGAGCUUUGAAAUUAUUGAAAAUUAUUUAUUUUAUAUAUGAAAAAGGCACUGAUUAUUAUUAUAAAAUGCAUUUUCUCAUUAUAUAAGUAUAUUAUCCCAAUAAAAUCCUUCAAUAGCUAUAAUUAUCACAACCCUCAAUCAAUAGCUCUAUGAAACAAGCUUUCCGAAAUUUACAAAAAUUAUUCAUUUAUAUUAAAAGAUCUCUCAAGAACAGAAAAUACAAUAAUAGCAAGCAAGAAAAAAAAUAAAUUAAAAACUCCAAGUUUAACAAAGAGCUUUAAUGCUUGCUUCUGCACAGAAUAUUUCCAAAGAUUAGAAGUAAGGGAGUCUUUCUAUUACUACGUCGAGUAUUUGUUCAGUGAUUUUGAGCCUAAUGUUUUGUGUCGCAAAUUUAAUUUUAACUGCUGUAAAAGCCAAAAACAUAAUGAAAUUUGCUAUGAAAAAUGGGAGAAGGUAAAGCAAUAUAUUAAUAAUGAAAUGAUUUUAGAACUAAAAUUAGAACCUUGGUUCCCAAAUUGUGAAAAAAUACUGGAUGAGCCAAGAAUUGAAGAGGCUGAGAAGAAAAGUCCUGAAUUAUAUUUGGAUUUUAAUCAGCCUUCAUGGAUCAGGAAAAUUUAUGUACAGAAAAUUGAGCUUAUUAAUCCAAGUGAUAUUUUUAAAGUGAAUAUUAUCAGGGAUUUGAAGGUUUAA
Messenger RNA from Blepharisma stoltei, 994 nucleotides. The record is from the annotation of a GenBank genome assembly. Lineage: Eukaryota; Ciliophora; Heterotrichea; Heterotrichida; Blepharismidae.